GUGAGGAAAUGAGUAAAUGACAGAAAAGGGGCGCGUGACGGCGUGAGGGUCUGAGGGAGUAGCAGUCUAGCAGAGGUUGCGUCCGUCACGGUCACGGCGGAAGCGGCGGAAGAAGAGGGAGACGGGAAGAAGUAGAGCAAGUCAGCACUGCAGUAGUGUAAUCACUACAGUCCACGAGCGCAGUGGAGAUAUCAGUAGCUAGAAAUUAGCAAGGCAGCAGUCUCUCUAUAGGAGAUUUCGGGAGAAUCGAGCAGUUCCCCUGACGACCCAAAUCUCUAAUACCUAACUUAUAGCGACGGAGUCCACCCUCGCACCUAACUCCUCGCCCUGUCUCGCUUCCGCAGACACGCCAUUCAUUCAUCGCUUAGCUCAUCCCUUAGAAAAAUUCACCCCCAGACACCGAAAUUGUCCAUUGUUCUCGAUUUCUUUCCAUUUUUGUUUCUGGGUUUUGACAAAUUUGCCAACCUGGGUCCGCCGAGCUCCUCUUCAUCUCCCUCAGCCAUGGACGUUGAUCCUCCUAACUACGACAACGUUACAAUCAAUGACAGUGAUGUCCACAGUAUUGUUCUUUCGUAUUUGGUCCACAAUUGCUACAGAGAAACGGUGGAGUCAUUUGCUGCUGGCACGGGGAUGAAUCAACCCGCCGAUUAUCUUGAAGACAUAGAGAAACGGAAAAAAAUUUUCCAGUGUGCUUUAGAGGGAAAUGCCCUCAAGGCGAUCGAACUGACUGAACAGCUGGCACCCGAUCUACUAGAGAGCAACAAGGACUUGCAUUUUGACCUCUUGAGCCUUCAUUUCGUCGAGCUUGUCCGCUCAAAGAAGUGCAAUGAAGCCCUGGAAUUUGCUCAGACCAAGCUGACUCCAUUUGGGAAGGUGCAGAAGUACGUUGAAAAGCUUGAAGACUUCAUGGCGCUACUUGCAUAUGAGGAGCCAGAGAAGUCUCCAAUGUUUCAUCUUCUCAGCUUGGAGCACCGUCAGCAAGUUGUCGACAGUUUGAACCGAGCUAUUCUUGCACAGGCAAAGCUUCCAAGCCACACUGCAAUGGAGAGGUUGAUACAACAGACAACAGUAGUCAGGCAACUGCUGAAUCAAGAUCACGCCAAGGAUGGGCAUCCACCAUUUGCUUUAAAGGACUUCCUCAACGGCUAAGCCUGUGUUAUAAAGUGUUGGAAUCAUCGCGUUGAGAUGUGACCACCGGUCUGUUAGCAUGCUACUGCCACCAAAUUGGUUUUGGUUUUUGGGUAUAUAUAUAGACUAUAGUCAUUAGUCAGUCACCACCACGGUCUCACACGUCAGUGACAAGUUGCUCGGACAACUAGUUACGUUCUGCCGGAACAGACACUACUCAGUCUGGAUUCAGCUUGACAUACCUCUGUUUGAUACUGGUUGAUUGUUUAGUGAGAUCAAAGACGGAAGCUUCAAUCAGUCUUAGAUGACUGGCAUUUCGCAUUUCUGUAGCUUGGAAAUGAGUUUUCUUUUUUCCUUGGCUUGUAAGAUUCACUGUGGCAAUGAAAUUGCGAGAGGCUU
Linum trigynum is the source of this 1527-nucleotide messenger RNA. NCBI's taxonomy places the organism in Eukaryota, Viridiplantae, Streptophyta, Magnoliopsida, Malpighiales, Linaceae. The record is from the annotation of a GenBank genome assembly.